This is a messenger RNA of Mercurialis annua (annual mercury), 2121 nucleotides long. RefSeq lists its product as uncharacterized. The coding region runs from base 1033 to 2040 and encodes 335 amino acids. Lineage: Eukaryota; Viridiplantae; Streptophyta; Magnoliopsida; Malpighiales; Euphorbiaceae. The record is from RefSeq and is a predicted model, not a curated record. The transcript is spliced from 2 exons.
UCAACUUUUGCUUUCUCUGCGCUCUGCUUAGACUUUCGAUUUCUUCAAGCUUUCUGUGGGUUUUCUUCUUCUGCUGUCAAGAUUCCUCGUUUUCAAGUUGCUCCUUAUCUUUCUUUUGAUCCUGCGUAUUUGCUAGCGAGGUAUUUUACCUUUUCUCUAAUUUAAUUUCUUGGUAGUUUUUCAGUUUUCAUUUUAUUCCUUCUGUUCUUCGUCUUGUUCUUCGUCUUGUUCUCCUUCUUUUCCCUUCUUUUGAUCUUUUAGAGUUUUAAUUUUAUCAUCAUUCCGUGUUUCCCCCCCAUUUUAAAAAUUUUAAAAUGUCAGAAGUAACUGAGGGGGCGAAGGGUGCUCGUGACGAGCUAGAAUAUACCCGGAGCUCCUUGUCAAGAGAGCAGAUACUCGGUUAUGCCGAGGAUUUUAGCUUCCCCGGGUCGUAUGUUAUUCUGAGGCCGGCGAAAUCGUAUCGGGCGAAUCAUAGCACGGAUUCGCCUUCUAAGAUAGUAAUUUUUCAUGAACAGCUUUUAGCGGGUCUAAGGUUUCCCUUAGAGUCUUUAAUCGUAGAGGUCUGUCAUAAUUUAGGUGUUCCUUUGGGUCAACUGCAUCCGAACGCGAUUCGCCUUCUUUGUUCUUUUAUGGAAUCGUGUAGGGUUCGGAUGCAGGAGCCUUCGCUUGCUCUUUUUAAUUAUUUUUAUGUUUUCUCCCGCCGAAAGGGUGAGGAAUUUAUUUUUGCUGGUGGUCGACCGAAUCGAUCCCUUUUUAGUCUUCCUUCUUCUUUGAAGGGUUGGACCCCUAAGUUUUUCUUGGUUCAGCACUCUUCUUUCUCCUCUUUUUCGCGGAGUUUUACUUCUAGUAAGGUUUCGCUUACUAACGUACCUGAUUUGGAUGAUGGGGAGAAAGACUUCGCCCAGUCUUUGCUGUCGGAUUGUCGUUUUGACAAGCCCAAGUACAGCGUUCUUUUAGAACAGUAUUUGAGUCGUCGUGAGAUACUUUUGGCGGGUCUUCCUUUAGAAGGUAUUUUUCUAAUCUUUUGUUGUUAUGUUUUUGUUUUGUAGGAUGUCGACUUCUCUUGAACAUUUGCUUGACAAUUUUCAUGUCGAUAUGACUGUAGAUAUGGGCGAGGUCACCAGCGGCGUUCCUAAUCCCUCUACAAUCGCCGUGCCGAAUCCGACGCCUGAUUCGGUGAAUCCUGAUCUUGAUCCCGCUUCUGGCGAUCAAGUUCCUGCUGCGACUUCCGAGUCGCCUCUGCUUCCUUCGAAGGAGUCAGGUCCUUCUCUGAAGGGGUUGCCUACUGCUGGCCAGAAGCGUCCUGCUGAGGACCAGGCUGGGGCUUCUACCAAGCGUCCCAAGAAGAAGAAAUCUUUUGGGGUGUCUAUUGAGGAGGCGCCUCGGUUUGCUGCUUGGGCGGACGCGCAAAAUCCGCCUCGUCUUUCAAACGUCGCCAUUCUUCAUGCUUGCAUGGAGAAUAUUAUGAUAAAAGAGGACAUUGAGUCCAUUGAUCGCGAACAUGGCGAUAAUUUGGCUGAGUUCGCCUGUCUCGGCGGUUUUUCGGUGGUCCAGUCCAUCGCUGUUUUGGAGCGCCGCCGAAGGGAUGCGGUGGAUCAAUUGAAGAAGCUUCAGAGAGAUUCCGAAUCCUGGCUCUCCGAGAAACAAAAGAUGGAGGAGGAGGCUGGCGAGGCGACUGGUCUGAUCCAACAGCUGAGGUCCUCCGUAUCUACCAAGACUCGGGAGAUUUCCGCUUUAGAGGCUCGGGUUCGAACUUUAUCCGAGGAAGUCGAGUCUCUACAAUCUUCUUCAGGUGCUCUCCCUAAGGAGAGGGAUGAUCUGAAGAAAGAAGAGGGGCGUCUCCGCCGGCGAUUGGGUGACUCUGGGAGCUUUUAUUCCCAAGUCAUGACACAAUACCGGUUGGCGAUCGGGGCAAAGCUGCGGGAGCAGAAUCCUGGCGUCGAUCUUUCUGGAGUCAAUCAGUUGGAUCCUGCUUCUUUGGCGAAGGAGGUGAAGGCGAAGCUUGAUAAGCAGAAGCAAGAUGCUUUGAAUAAGGCUUAGUUUUUAUUUUCUCCUUUUUGUAUUUUUUGCUUUUUAGUAUUUUUUGCUUUCGCCUUUUUUUUUGUAUUGGAUCGUGGCGGA